GACAGGAGCCAUGGCCGUGUUCUCUGCGCUUCACUUACUCUUUCUGUUACAGCUGGUGACAUCGGCACUCGCCCAGAGGCCGGGUCCUCGAGGCACACUGGGGACGCCGGGGCCACCGGGACCCCCAGGGAAAGAUGGCAUCGAUGGAAAACCUGGCCCUCCUGGACUCCCCGGAAAGCCUGGGCCGAAAGGAAAAGCGGGUGGCCCUGGGGCCGCGGGGAGCCCGGGACUGCCUGGCCUUCCUGGUGUGGAUGGUUUGACCGGUUCGGACGGUCCAGCUGGCAAAGACGGACCCCCAGGAGCAGCAGGAGACCCAGGACCUCCAGGACCAGGUGGACCCCCUGGCAGAGGCAGGCCAGGAGCUCUGGGUCUUGCUGGAGAGAACGGGCUUCCAGGUGGAGCGGGCCCUCAGGGGCCGCCGGGGCCGGAGGGUCUUCCAGGACUUCCUGGUCUUGCAGGCGUAGAUGGACCUCCUGGACUUCCAGGAACUCUUCCUGAAGGCAAUGGAGAUCUGCUGUGUCCGGCCAUCUGUCCUCCGGGUCCUCCUGGACCGCCUGGGAUGCCUGGAUUCAAGGGUCAUACAGGUCAUAAAGGAAGCAAGGGAGAGCUGGGGAAAGACGGAGAGAAGGGUGAUCAGGGGCCGCCUGGUCCUCCGGGAACCCCAGGGACAGUGGGAUUACAGGGCUCUCGAGGGCUGAGGGGUCUGCAGGGGCCCGGGGGAGCAGUGGGACACAGAGGAUUGCCUGGUUUCAGAGGAAAGCCUGGAAUUGCUGGCGUCAUUGGGAAAACCGGUGAUGCUGGUGAAAAGGGACCUCAAGGUUUCAGAGGGCCCAAAGGAGAGAUAGGGAAGAUCGGCCCCAAGGGAGUCCCUGGAGGUGCAGGACCUAAAGGCGAGCCUGGCAUCCCUGGCAGAGAUGGGAAGGAUGGGACUCAAGGACUAGACGGUGAAAAGGGGGAUGCUGGUAGACCUGGAGUAUCUGGCGAAAAAGGACCUAAUGGUCUGCCUGGUUUGCCAGGAAAAGCAGGUGCAAAAGGUGCCAAAGGAGGAGUGGGCAGUGCAGGAGAGAUGGGAGAAGCAGGACCCUCUGGAGAGCCAGGUAUACCUGGCGAGAUCGGCAUCCCUGGAGAGAGAGGAGAAGCUGGACCCCGAGGAGUGGCUGGUGGCGUUGGACUAGCUGGAAACACUGGACCCCAAGGUGUUAAAGGAUUCCAGGGCGUUAAAGGAGCGCUGGGCGACCCAGGGCUGCCGGGGCCCACUGGCAUCAGAGGCGGGUUUGGCGAGAGGGGUCCCGGUGGAGCUGGAGGGCCUAAAGGAGAUAUGGGAGUUGCUGGGAGUGAUGGUUUGCCAGGGGAGAACGGAGAGCCGGGUCCAUACGGCCCCGUCGGCCAGAAAGGAGAGGCUGGCAAGCGAGGUGAACUGGGAGCCAAAGGAGUUGUGGGACCCCAGGGAGAGACUGGAGCCAGAGGGGCUCCUGGGAAACCGGGACCAAUGGGAUUCCAGGGAGAACAGGGCUUCCCAGGCGUCUCCGGCAAGACUGGUGUUCCUGGCAAACUGACCAGUGAGCAGCACAUCAGGGAACUGUGUGGCUCCAUGAUCGAUGACCAGAUCGCUCAGCUCGCUGCGAACCUGAGGAGGCCCCUGGCCCCUGGAGCCGUGGGACGGCCUGGACCCGCCGGGCCCGCGGGACAGCAGGGAGAGGCGGGGUCCAUCGGGCACCCCGGACCCCUCGGCCCGCCGGGCUAUAGGGGACUGCCAGGAGACCUGGGGGAUCCCGGCCCUCGAGGGGAUGUUGGAGAGCCGGGCGAUAAGGGGCCCGUGGGGAAAGCCAUCGAAGGGCCCGUCGGAGACCAGGGGGAACCGGGUCUGCCAGGAGUGCGAGGCAUCGUGAAAGACGGCCGAGACGGAGCGGACGGAGACCCCGGAGAGCCAGGAGAAGCCGGGAGAGCCGGCCGACCGGGACACCAGGGCUCGCCUGGGAUCUGCGACACUACAGCGUGCCAGGGAGCUGCGCCUCACGGGAAGACCUCCAACCCCAAGAGCCAUUAGCACCCGGAGGAGGAAGAGGAAGAGGACUGAAGCAGAGCCAGCGUUUCACAGCUGAGCUCCAGAGAGGACAAGAGUCCAUCAGUGUAACUCAAGAUCAUCCACAGGCUUGAAGAACCAACAUGUGUAGAUACAACAGAAGAACAAAUACAUCACACCGUCUCAAUAGCUGAUGUACAAAAAAAAACAAGUCCAAUCCUUGUAGCGCCGCGGUUAAAGAGUCUCUGUCCAGCACCCAUGAGAAGAGUGAUGCUGAAGGGGG
This is a messenger RNA of Rhinichthys klamathensis goyatoka, 2306 nucleotides long. RefSeq names its product collagen, type IX, alpha 3 (gene col9a3). The coding region runs from base 11 to 2047 and encodes 678 amino acids. The record is from RefSeq and is a predicted model, not a curated record. The transcript has 32 exons. Lineage: Eukaryota; Metazoa; Chordata; Actinopteri; Cypriniformes; Leuciscidae.